Messenger RNA from Paramuricea clavata, 1215 nucleotides. NCBI's taxonomy places the organism in Eukaryota, Metazoa, Cnidaria, Anthozoa, Malacalcyonacea, Plexauridae. The record is from the annotation of a GenBank genome assembly.
AUGGCGGUUUUCAAAGCCUUUCAUGGCGGAAUACCAACGUUUGACCCAAAAGGUGAGCCCACCAGUAUAGCUCCGAGGGGGAGAAGGUGGAAAAGAGCAUUCGAACUCUUUGUUGUCGGAAAAGGAAUUACCGACAAGACACAAAAACGAGCUUUGAUGUUACAUUGUGCUGGUAUGGAUGUACAGGAUAUUUUUGAUACUUUACCAGAUAAUGGCAAUGCUAAUGAUUAUGAUAAGGCGAUCGAAGCGUUGGAUACAUAUUUCAACCCUGCUGUUAAUGUACCGUAUGAAAGACAUAUGUUUCGCCGAAUGAGUCAAGAAGAAAGUGAGACAAUUGACCAAUUUGUAACAAGGCUGAAACAGAAAGCGUUGAGUUGUGAUUAUGGGGAAUCUAGUGAUGAAUUCAUCCGAGAUCAAGUCAUCGACAAAUGUCGUUCAGUGGCACUACGAAGAAAAUUGCUUGAAAGAGGACAAACUUUAACACUUAAGCAGCUUCAAGAAAUCUCAAGAGCACAUGAAGCUUCAUAUUUUCAAGCUAAUAAAAUUAAUGAUGACGCAGGACAUGAAGUCAAGAAAGAAAAUAUCAAUUGAAUCAAAGGGAAGUUUCAAAGUAAAUUUAAAUCACCCAACAAAUGUUUCAGAUGUGGCAAAACAGACCACUUUGCCAAGUCACCAAAGUGUCCAGCAAAAUCUGCUGAAUGUCAUAAGUGUCAUAAGGAGGGACAUUUUGCAAGUGUGUGUAGAACUAAAGUCAGUAAUGAGAGGGACAAUAAAAAGAAAAUAAACUAUACAAGAGAAGAUCAGGAAUCCAAAGAGGGUGACAAUGAAUAUGCUUUUGUUGUUAAUCAUCAGUCGGAUGAAAACAGUGGUUUAGUCGAUAUCAAAGUUGGAGGAGUGUUGUGCAAUUUUCUUAUUGACUCUGGUUCAACGUGUAAUGUAAUCGAUAAAUCCUGUUGGGAGAAACUUAAAGCCAAGCAAAUAAAAUGUAAGUCGGAGAAAACAGCAACACAGAUUUAUUCAUAUGGAUCAAGUAAGCCACUUAUUGUUGCUGGGAAAUUUACAGCCGAUGUUGUAUGUCAAGGCAAAGAAGUAAAAGAAGCAGAAUUCAUAGUGAUUGAAGGCACCGGUAAGCCAUUACUGGGAAAGAAAACUGCUAUUCAAUUGAAUGUCUUGAAGAUUGGUCCACAACCUGUGAUAUCGGAAGGUGUCAACUCA